This is a messenger RNA of Saccostrea echinata, 4000 nucleotides long. RefSeq names its product bone morphogenetic protein 7-like. The transcript has 6 exons. The record is from RefSeq and is a predicted model, not a curated record. Bases 229 to 1473 code for a protein of 414 amino acids. Lineage: Eukaryota; Metazoa; Mollusca; Bivalvia; Ostreida; Ostreidae. Gene Ontology annotation, cellular component: extracellular region. Gene Ontology annotation, molecular function: cytokine activity; growth factor activity. Gene Ontology annotation, biological process: SMAD protein signal transduction.
AUACCUGCGUUUAGCGUAGUGUUCGACAUGCUUUUGCGAGAGAAAAGUUUUCUGUUACUUUUGGAAUUCACUUAAAUCAUAAGUGAUCAGUUGUGUUAUAAGUAUUCAGGAGACAAUAUGAAAUAAUAUAAGUUAACAAAAUUCCUUGGAUAAGUUAUCGUGUUUGGAAAUACCUUCAUUAUUUGAUUAACAUCAACAAAUAUUUGACAUUUUUGUAUUGUGCUAAUCAUGGCGGAUUUCUUUCUUUGUCUUUGGACGGCGUUAUUUUUUGUAAGGACGAUCUUAGCAUCUUCUGCUUAUUAUGUAGACAAUGGUAUCGGACAGACAGAAAAAGUGCAUGAGAUGAACUCACGAGAUAAACGCGAGCUUCAACAUGAGAUUCUUACAUUACUUGGUUUACAUCAAAGACCCAAACCGAAAUCCAGCACAACUAAGGAUUCAGCUCCGACUUUUAUGUUGAGUCUGUAUAAUUCCAUUACUUCAGACAAUGGGGUGGUGAGAGAUGACGGUAGUUUUCAUACAAGUCAUAACGUCACUGUGGGAGAUAGUGUUGUCCAACCCAUUGAAGGAACUGACGUUAUCAUUAGUUUUGUCAACAAAGCCAGAAGAGUUCCACACCUGCGGCAUGAAAAGGACAGAACCUUUUUCUUUGACUUUAGUGAUGUUACUGCCAAAGAAACAGUGGUCGGGGCCGAGCUUAGGCUUUAUAAAGAAAAAGCCAAAAAAUGGAAAAAGAACCAUGAUUUCCAAAUUCAGAUCUAUAUGAUAAGACAAGGAAAAGACCCUGAAGAUAAAAUCCUAGAGUCUGUCUCCAAUGUAACUGUACAGGCCAGAACGGAGGGGUGGAUCACAUUCAACUUGACACGAGCUGCUGAGCUGUGGACCAUUCAGCCAGAGACUAACCUAGGACUGUUCAUGAAAGUCUUAUUUAUUAUUAAAGGUAGAGAAAUUGACCCUAACAAACUGGGUAUCAUCAGUUAUAAAGGUUCAGAGGAUAAGAGGCCAUUCAUGGUGGGAUUUUUCUCCUCACAAGAAAUGGUUUAUCCCCACAGGACACGAACAGCCCUCAGACGACGGCGGGAGCUGUACUCCUACAGGGAGGAGAAAGAAAAAUACCAGGAUUAUAAUUUGUCUCGUCACAAGCGGGGUGCAGGAAGGUGGCCAUGUCAGAGGCGAUCCUUGUAUGUCAAGUUCCGAGAUCUUGGGUGGCAGAGCUGGAUUAUAGCCCCUGAUGGAUACCAUGCUUUCUUCUGUGAGGGAGAAUGUUCAUUUCCCAUAGGAAAUCAUGUUAACGCCACAAAUCAUGCCAUUGUACAGACACUUGUCCACAUGUAUACCCCCUAUAAGGCCCCCAGCCCUGGGUGUGCCCCAUCAAAGCUCAGUGCCCAGUCCGUACUCUACUUUGAUGAUGAUGGUAAUGUAGUUCUGAAAAAAUUCCCUAAGAUGAUCGUCACAUCCUGUGGAUGCCAUUGAGAAGUCUAGUAUCUUGUCACUGUGCUGUAGUUUCCAGUGGAGUUAGGAAAAGAAAUAUUGUAGAAUUCCCCUGUUAACCUGUCUAUUAUUCUGUCAGAAUCUUUGUCCAGUCCGUAAAAUUGUUAUAAAAGAGGCAUUUCUAUGCUCUUUAUUUGCUUAUCAGGGUUUUGCUGUGACAUUGACACAAGGACUAGGUCAAGGUUGUCCAUAGACAAAUAUCUGCUGUGCAGGGAGUAUGUUAUUUCCAGUUGAGUUUCAGAUCAGGGGAUUAGCAGUUUAGCUACUAGGACACUUAGUCUUUUGUUGGUAUAUAGAUGUUUUGAUUUGUUUAAUUUAUUUUGUAAAAGCCAAAGAAUCUCAAUGACCUGAACCAUGAUUGCCUCAUGUUUCAAUUAGUAAAUAACACCUGUGCCUUUUUCAUAUAUAUCUGAACAAGUUUACAUGUCUAUAUAAUCAUUAUUUACAAAAUGUGUUUGUCCAUUAGUUGAUAUAAAAGUGCCCAGAAGCAUUAAGUGCCUCCACUUUUAUGACAGCUUUUUUGCUAAUAAUUCAGAUCUGGUAGAUUUACAGUUUCUAAUAUUUUUGUAUCGUAGUCAACAUUUCUAUGAAAAGAAUUACGCAACAUCAUUAUUUUCAUUUUUGAGAUUUAGACUGAUCUGCAAUAUCUGGUCUUCCUUUGUUUUUCUGAGCUUUGGUACUCAAUUAAAAUAAAAUGUUUGCUGAAGCUUUCAUGAAAAAUUCUUUGUCAAUGUACAUACAUAUAUCAUAAAUUUAGAUGUACAGAAAUUUAACUCAAAGGGAAGAAAAAAAUACCAAGGAUUUUAAGACAGUACUAGCUUUUUUGUGCUCUUAAAUUGUUACAUAUCAGUUUGGUUCAUAUCUUAGAGUCUGUAUGCAUAAUUAUUUUUAGACAUGAAGAGAAUUAAGUUUGAAUUGUAUAAAUAUGAUUAAUUUUGUAAUAUUUUUUUGAAUUUUGUGUACAAAGUAUUCCUGUUUUUUUCAGUGUAAGUCUAGGCAAUAUGUCUGGUAUAUCCAUAAAUCUUGCCUAGAAGUCAGGUCGAAUUAAUAUUUAUUAAUUAAAGAAAAGUGAUUUUUGUUGACAUUAAUAUUUUUUCAGACACUUUAUGAAUCUAUUAUGGACCAAAAAAACCCUCUUUGAAAGUUUUGGGUCGUUAUUUUUUAUUCUUAAUCUAGAUACUUCCACUAUUGUGGAAUCAUUUUAAUUUGAGGGGGUCAAUGUUCAUGGGUAAUCAAAAUUUUACUGGUUCAUAGGGAUGUAAUUUUGUGGCACUCAUAAAUAAUGAAAAUGAAAUGAAGAUAUAUAUUGAUAAUGUUAUAAUUGAUGGAGAUGUAAAUUUGUGGGUAAGGGAGACCCAUGAACAUUGGUCUCCCAUUAAAAGUGAUGAUUCUGCAGUACAUGCAAUUUUUUAAUAAUUUUUUUUUCCUUUCAGGAAUGCAAAAAUACAUACAAGGCUUUAUCUUUUAUGUCUUUGUCAGUUUCAUUUCUGCCUUUUUUAGCGGAUAUAUCUACAGUAAAACUUGUUUAGUAUAACAUGGAUAUAGCAAAGUUUUGGGGGAUCCCUAACUAAAUUCUUAACGAUUCCUUGUAAAAUUUUACUGUUAUAACGAACUCUGAUAUAGUGUAUUUAUGGAUAUAGUGAACUGAUUUUGUGCCCCAUAGAGGUUAAAAAUGACAAAAAUUGCCUCUUUUAUAAUAAAUUUUUCAAGAUUACAAAAUUUAAAAUAGGAACUGACAUUAUUUUUUCAUACUAAGUACAUGUAUUAACAUUUGACUUUCAAUUUAUAAGAAAACUUUAGUGUAAUCCAAGGUAAGUUCUGUUCUUAAUACUUCCCUGAUCAUAUUCAGUAGUCAUUCUUGAAGGUAAACGUACAUUGCAAAUUCACAAUAUAUACUUUAACAAAUUUGUUAUAGAUAUAACGAAUUACAGAUACAUGUAUAAUGAAGUAAAUUCACAGGUCCCCAGUACUUCGCUGAGUUUUACUGUAGUAUAUAAUGGUAAAGAGAGUACUGUUGUAAAACUUAAUACAUACAUAUAAUGAAUGAAGGGGGGAACUGAAUAAACUGAAUAUGAAGCAAAAACAGAUUUUAAGAAAACAGAAAAAUUACUAUCAAAAAAAUUAAAACUAUACAGUUGCCAGGGGAUGACUUGAAUUUCAUUUAAGUUAAAACAGACUACUUUUUGAACAUUUGAACUACAUACUUGGCUUGAGUUACUGUCACCAAAAUAUUGUCAGCCAAUGAGUUUCAUAUUUUUUGUUUUUUUUUAUAAAUUUUCAUUGGGACUUUUCAGCCAGUAAUCAUGAACAUUGUCAGUUGUAGAUUUAUUUGGGUUGAUAUUCCUGUUUUACAAACUGCUGUGAAUUAUACUUUCAUGAUAUCAUGAAGAACUUCAGUUUUGUGAUUGAUACAACUUUUAUUUUAUAGAUCUGUGUUUAUAGAACAUUUUAAUUUACACAAAAAUUAUACAAAUAUGUAUAUUAUGUACAAAUGUUAAUUCUGCAAUAA